CCUCCGGCCCCCCUCCGCCGCCUCUGCGCAGCACCGCUCGGCUUCUCCGGCGGCCGAGCCUCGGGGUCGCCGGCUUCCUGCUCUGGGCCGGCGGUCUGCGCGGUGGCCUCCCCGGCCUGUCUAAUCUUUGGCUGAAAGUGGACUUCAGGAGUGGCUUCAUAGCCUCUGGGUUUCCUCUAAUCUCUGUCAGACCGAUGUAAAGGCCCAGGUUCAAAGGUGGAGGAAGGAUUGGACAUAUUGCUGGGUGAAGUGUGUGAUCCAUUUAACCAAAGGGGGGAGAUGUCGGCUGAUUUAUAGGAAUUGUUUGAAACCAGAGUCAUGGUGGAUGUAGGAAAGUGGCCAAUCUUCACUCUGCUCUCACCUCAAGAAAUUGCGUCAAUUCGGAAAGCGUGCGUCUUUGGCACCUCAGGCAAUGAAGCUCUGUAUGUUACUGACAACGAUGAGGUGUUUGUAUUUGGAAUGAACUACAGUAACUGUUUGGGAACUGGAGAUAAUCAGAGUACACUUGUACCCAAAAAACUAGAAGCCUUAUGUGGAAAGAAGAUUAAAAGCCUUAGUUACGGGAGCGCACCACAUGUUCUCCUCAGCACUGAAGAUGGAGUUGUUUACGCCUGGGGCCACAAUGGAUAUAGCCAGCUUGGGAAUGGGACAACCAACCAAGGUGUUGCUCCCAUCCAAGUCUGUACCAAUCUCCUGAUCAAGCAAGUGGUUGAAGUAGCUUGUGGCUCGCAUCAUUCCAUGGCUCUGGCAGCAGAUGGAGAGGUAUUUGCUUGGGGUUAUAAUAACUGUGGCCAGGUUGGAUCAGGAUCCACAGCAAAUCAACCAACUCCUCGAAAAGUGACGAACUGUUUACACAUUAAGAAGGUGGUUGGUAUUGCCUGUGGCCAGACCUCAUCCAUGGCUGUCCUGGACAAUGGUGAGGUAUAUGGCUGGGGUUACAAUGGCAAUGGUCAGCUGGGCCUGGGAAACAAUGGCAAUCAGCUGACCCCUGUGAGAGUGGCAGCUUUACACAGCGUGUGCGUGAAUCAGAUUGUCUGCGGCUACGCACACACUCUAGCACUAACAGAUGAGGGCUUGCUGUAUGCCUGGGGAGCUAACACGUAUGGGCAGCUGGGAACUGGCAAUAAAAAUAACCUGCUAAGCCCAGCACACGUCCUGGUGGAAAAAGAAAGGGUAGUAGAGAUUGCAGCCUGUCACUCUGCCCACACCUCUGCUGCCAAGACUCAGAGUGGGAACGUGUACAUGUGGGGCCAGUGUCGUGGCCAGUCGGUCACUCUGCCUCACCUCACCCAUUUCUCCUGCACAGACGAUGUCUUUGCCUGCUUUGCCACUCCUGCUGUCACAUGGCGCCUUCUGUCUGUAGAGCAUGAAGACUUCUUAACCGUUGCAGAGUCACUAAAGCAAGAAUUUGAUAGUCCAGAAACUGCUGAUCUGAAAUUUCGAAUUGAUGGAAAAUAUAUUCAUGUCCAUAAAGCUGUUUUAAAAAUCAGGUGUGAGCACUUUCGGUCUAUGUUCCACUCUUACUGGAAUGAGGACUCAGAGGAGGUGAUAGAAAUAGACCAGUUUUCUUACCCCGUGUACCGGGCCUUUCUGCAGUACCUGUACACAGAUGCCGUCGACCUGCCGCCUGAAGACGCCAUAGGUCUUUUGGAUUUGGCAACAUCUUACUGUGAAAACAGGCUGAAAAAGCUUUGUCAGCACAUUAUCAAGCGAGGAAUCACCGUGGAGAAUGCCUUUUCGUUAUUCUCCGCCGCAGUCAGAUACGAUGCAGAGGAAAUUUUUGUUUGCCAUGCAUUAUUUGACCAUUGAGAGAAACAGUUGGGAAAAAUUAUUUGUUUAAUCAGAGUAAAGAACUUUUCAGAAAAUUCUGCCUGGACAGAGUUAUGUGUGGUUUGCUGUCUCUUGUCAUCUGGCAUAUAUCUCAAGGGUAGCUUGUGACACAACCUUCAGGCAACCGUCCCUCUUCCUGUCCAAGUGGUCUUACACAGUAAGUUUUAGCAUUCAAUUAUCUCAGCCUUGGUACUUAGAACUUAGUUAAAACCUGCAUUGAGACCAUCAGCUGUGUGUGUGUUUUUUACUAAAGAACAUCUGUGGAAAGGGCAAACAACUUAUUUUCAGAGUAUGUGUUGUGAUUAGAGUAACUUAAGCAUGUAAAGAUUUGAAAUGAAUUUAUAAAUUAUUUCAGAAUUAGCAAAUUUUUACUUUGAUCUUCCUUGCUACUUGUAACAAAUGAUAUCUGUUUUUUGCCUCAGACCUAUUUUAUAAUUUUCACUCAGGAUGCCAUAAACCCGAAAUUUAGUUUCUAAAAUACAAAGAACACGUUAGACUCUCCAUUCCAUACCUUCUUCCACCUCCAAUUCCACAGACCUUGAAAAGAUUUUUUCAUUCUAUGAUGAGUCUCUCAGCUCCUGGUCAGGUGAUCCUUCUUGUCCUUCUUGGGAAUGUUUUAUUUAAAGCCCAGCAACCUUGUUAUGGUUGACUCAUUAGUUGGGUAAGAGUUGCAUUUUUUCCCCUAGGUAAUUGACAAUCUGAACAUUUGCAGAAUGAGUUGAACAAAUCAUGUAGGCUGUUACAGUAUAAACAAUUACCUGGCCAGAAGGGUGUUUAUGUAGCUCACACAUGAACGGCAGACUGGCUGGGGCUGGCUUCCUGAAUGAACCUGCACUCCUGCCUCUGUGCCCUCCUCUGCUUCCUGUGCCUGAGCCUACAGAGUCCAAACGCAUCCUGUUUCCUUUUACGUAGACCUGCCUUCACCAAGCUUCAGCUACUUAGAAAAAUCCAGAUCUGGACAGUUUGCAGUAUUCUCUAGUCAGACUUUUCAUGUGUGAAACUGUUAGGCAUGUUGAAUACUGAGCUAUCUUACCCAUUGGAGGGGAAGGAAAGGUCAUUUAGAGGUGAUUUGUAAUUAGAAGCACUGUAUUUAUACCUGUAGUGUAUAUCUGUAGUGUGUGCCUGUAGUGUAUACCUGUGGUGUAUACCUGUAGUGUGUACCUGUAGUGUGUACCUGUAGCGUGUACCUGUAGUGUAUACCUGUAGUAUGUACAAAAUCUCUUUGACGUUUACUUACGGUAAUCUCUGCACAGUUAGUAAGCUGAAUAAAUUACUUUUUCAUUUUUAUUACAAAGAUCUUGAAUUCCAAAUGAAUAGGCAUGGAAAUAAGAUUUUAUGAUGCCAAAAUUUAGUCCACUGUUCCUUUCCUGUGAAUUUGAAGUUAUGUAAUUAAAACUUUUAAAUUAUAAAGGCCCUUAUCUGAUAGUACAUGGUUUGAAGAACUUCCUUAUGCUUAUGACUGGCUAAGGAGGAUCUUGUAAUUCUUCCAAGGUUGGGCCUAGAUAAACUAGUUUUUGGUUUUUGAUAACUAUAAGAUUAAAAUAUAGCUUUUACCUCUCUGUGGAAUAUAAUGAUUCCUGAGAGCAGGUAGUACCAGGGGUAGUGCUUUUUCUUUAAUAAUCUGAGAGGGAAUGUUUUUUAUAGUUUUUAACGUUUUAACUUGUUAUAAUACACUGAGUGUUUAGCGGGACACUUAGCCCACGGAGACUCCCUUGUUAAAAACAUGAGUCUAGAGAUUGUGCGAACAUUUAAAAUGUAUUUUGAAUUACCUAGAAAAGUAAAUCUGUGGCAGCAGCAGGAGAUAGAUGUCCUUUGUCUCUUGUGGUUACACUACGGGGUGGGUUUCCUGAAUUAACGAUGCACAUGGACCCUUUGAAUAAGGAACUGUUUGCUUGCAGGGGCCUGUGCUGAGGAAGCAGGGGAGGCCGUCUGGAUGUUUUUGCACCCCCCUCCCCACGCCGUUUAACAUUCCCAGCUCAGGGAAGCAGGAAACUUGAAGCCACGACCCUGCAGUUUGAAUGCUGUUGAGUUCCUGGCUCAAGAGAGCCCUGAGUACUGACCUAGGACUCACUAGCCGGCCAAGUUACAGAAAUCAGACUACUUGUGAUAAGAACUUUUAUUAGUAUUUGCUUUUAUUUAGUCUUUGUAUGCAUUCGAGGAACCUAACUGAUUUAAUACACGUUCCAGCGUCGGCAGGAACAAACAAUGCUUAUAGGGAGAGUUUUGCUGGAGAUGUAACGAGGUGUUAGCACAGGCAGAAAUAGAUGUUUAAACUGCUUUAGUUUACCUCUUGUAAAUGUUACUUUCCUUAUGAAUGUUGGUACUCUGACAAAAAAAACCCAAUCUGUGUGAAGAUACUUCUGUGGAGCUGACCAUCUGAAUAAUUGGUGGAGCGGAAGUUGUAGUUUAUUAUUGUUUGUGGCCUUAAAAUGAAGGCAUUUUUAUUUAGGGGAGAGUGUGGAAGUGAGCUUAAGGUCCUUGGAAUUUUUUUUUAUGUGUCCCUGUAGGUUAACCACAUUUCUUCAUCACCCUUCUGUUUCUUACAGCCUUCUCUUCCUUAAAAAACCCUUAUAUUAAUUUUUUUCUCUAAUUUGUUGAAAGUGGCAAGCCUUUCAGCUUCUUAGACUGAAGACUUUGAGUGUAACUGUUGUUAGUUCCCUUUGAGUCAGCGCGGACUCAGAGCGGCCCCAUGUACAACAGAACGAAAUGUUGCCUGGUCCCCCACCGUCUUCGUGGUCCCCCACCGUCUUCGUGGUCCCCCACCGUCUUCGUGGUCCCCCACCGUCUUCGUGGUCCCCCACCGUCUUCGUGGUCCCCCACCUUCUUCGUGGUCCCCCACCGUCUUCGUGGUCCCCCACCGUCUUCGUGGUCCCCCACCGUCUUCGUGGUCCCCCACCGUCUUCGUGGUCAGUGCUUGAGCCUAUUGUUGCAGCUGCUGUGUAUUUUGAGUGCCUUCUAAUUUAGGGUGUUCGUCUUGCAGCACUGUAUUGGACAGUAUUCUGUUGUGAUCCAUAAUGUUUUCAUUGGCUAGUUGUCAGCUGUAGAUAUCAAGGCC
Loxodonta africana (African savanna elephant) is the source of this 4885-nucleotide messenger RNA. It is a transcript of the gene RCBTB1, whose product is annotated as RCC1 and BTB domain containing protein 1. The coding region runs from base 319 to 1809 and encodes 496 amino acids. NCBI's taxonomy places the organism in Eukaryota, Metazoa, Chordata, Mammalia, Proboscidea, Elephantidae. Gene Ontology annotation, molecular function: protein binding. The record is from RefSeq and is a predicted model, not a curated record. The transcript has 14 exons.